Molecule: messenger RNA, 705 nt
Organism: Aureobasidium melanogenum CBS 110374
Lineage: Eukaryota; Fungi; Ascomycota; Dothideomycetes; Dothideales; Saccotheciaceae
Exons: 1
Coding region: 1-705 (234 amino acids)
Source: RefSeq, a predicted model, not a curated record
AUGCCAUUGAAUUCUUCCACGGCCACUUCUCCCCUUCACGACAAUGGCCCGGACAACUAUGGUGUCUACAUCUGGAUCUCGAACGUGACUUCCACAGUCUUCGGUCAGGAUGCCACAGACUUUGACUACCAUCUAGCUGGAGAGUCUGCCCCAGGAGUCGAGGCCGUCCAUUCCUUCGCUGCAGCUUUCAACGCCAACGACGACGAUGCCAUUCUCACCACAUUCUUGAAUGCCACCAUGGCCGGCACCAUGACUGCCGAACAAGCUGCAGACAGAGCUUGGCUUUGCCAGGAACUCAGCGGCGACAUGGCCUCUACGACGCAGUCCUGCGAUGGCGUUGACCUGACCGAGCCCGCCGCCCUCGAAAAGCGCGGCCGAGGCAGAUUCGGCUGGAUCGUUUCCGGCGCUCACAUCUCGAGCAAGUUCGCCAUGGAAAUCCUGCAGCGAUCGCUCGAGUCCCGAAUCUAUGAUAGUUUCAGUCAGUCGCCGCGUUCAUGGUGCAAUGCCGUGAAUGGAGUCACGGCUUGCUUGUCUUGGUCUGCGGUCGAGAACUGGCAGCACAAUUAUGCUGUUACGCUGAUGAGUGAUGCGAUGAGCUAUGUGGACUUCAACCAUUUUAGUGCUCAGGCGAACAGAGCUAUUAACGGCCGUAAGAGGGGUGCUGCCGAUGUGUGUUUGAGCAACCGUGCGGAUGGAUGCACCUGA